AUGUCUUCAAACCGGGACAGCUCUGUGAAGCCCCUGCCCUCGAAACUCUUCGUCAACUUGAGGAAAUCUAUUUCAACGGCACGAAACUCUCGCGGACAACCAAGAAACGAUGCCUCCAUGAUGUACGAGCAGCGUGCACGCUACCCGCCUCGUCACCUGCAAGACGAUGGACCCACCCGACCAACUGUCGAACAGAUUGCCAUGGGCUUGCAUCUAUCGCGCACACCGCAUCUUCCACCGCACCUAUCCUCUCCGACUUCUCCGACUUCUCCACGACUGGCACGAGUAGAGAGUGCCUCCUCUCUACCGGUUGAGAGCAGUCUACGUUUACCCAGGCGACAUUCGCACCGAAUGACAGCGAGCGUAUCUACACCCAUUCGGGCCGCACCCGCAUUACCACCACCACCGUCACGUUCGGCGUUGAAGGUUUCGCGACCAGCGGAUACGCCAGCAGCGUACUCGCCCAAAGCAUCGUUGCAAACGUUCAACGACUCAGCUUCAGGCUCCACCGCUCCGUCAUCGAUAGCACCGCCGACACCCACCUCAUCAUCCUCGCGCUUCGCACGCUUCAGCCGCUUCAUCGCCCACAGAGGAGGCGGGCGCGUGGUCUCCACGUCGCAGACCACGAGCGAGAUCAGCGUCGCAAUGUCCGAGCCCGUGCGCAAGUCUGUGCGGUUCAUCAACGCGGGUGGAGACGAGGGCGAGGACGUCGAGUGA
This is a messenger RNA of Peniophora sp. CBMAI 1063, 717 nucleotides long. The record is from the annotation of a GenBank genome assembly. NCBI's taxonomy places the organism in Eukaryota, Fungi, Basidiomycota, Agaricomycetes, Russulales, Peniophoraceae.